Messenger RNA from Phyllotreta striolata, 1250 nucleotides. The record is from the annotation of a GenBank genome assembly. Lineage: Eukaryota; Metazoa; Arthropoda; Insecta; Coleoptera; Chrysomelidae.
AAUCAAUCUGACCAACAAGAUACAAGAACGAUUUUAGGUCAAAUUAAAGAUUUUUGAAAAAAAGAAGAAAUAUUUAAAAAAUGGUAAAUCAUUGUCAACUGUCAAUGUCAAAAUCACCACAAAAAUUUUCAGCCAUUUUUACUUUGGUCCACGCUUGAAAUUUCGAAUUAAAUAAUUUUAUAAAAUAUCCGCUGUUGUAAUUGAUUAUGGCCCAAAAUAAGUUCAAUGAUUUAGCCGGUAAAUUUGGCAAAGGCGGACCUCCGGGCUUAGGCAUUGGAUUGAAAUUGUUAGCUUUCGGUGGAGCCGCCGCUUAUGGAAUUUCCCAAUCUGUCUACACAGUUGAAGGUGGUCACCGAGCCAUUAUAUUCAACAGAAUCGGUGGAGUCCAAAAAGAAAUUUACACCGAAGGCAUGCAUUUCAGGAUCCCUUGGUUCCAAUAUCCCAUAAUCUACGACAUUAGGUCUCGACCCAGGAAAAUCUCAUCACCCACCGGUUCCAAGGACCUUCAGAUGGUUAACAUUUCCCUUCGUGUCCUAUCUCGACCCAACGCCGUAAAUUUACCAACCAUUUACCGCCAGCUCGGUUUGGAUUACGACGAAAAGGUGCUUCCUUCCAUUUGCAACGAAGUCCUCAAAUCAGUCGUUGCGAAAUUCAACGCAGCCCAGCUUAUUACACAAAGACAGCAGGUUUCGCUUUUAGUAAGGAGGGAAUUGGUGGAGAGGGCGCAAGAUUUCAACAUCAUUUUAGAUGAUGUGUCUAUUACUGAUCUGUCGUUCGGCAAGGAUUAUACUGCGGCCGUGGAAGCAAAACAGAUCGCCCAGCAGGAGGCCCAAAGAGCUGCAUUUAUCGUGGAACGAGCCAAGCAGGAGAAGCAGCAGAAGAUCGUUCAAGCCGAGGGAGAAGCUGAGGCUGCCCAAAUGUUAGGAGAGGCGAUAGGGAAGAAUCCUGGAUAUUUAAAGCUGAGGAAACUUAGAGCUGCCCAGAAUAUUUCGAGGACCAUUGCCAAUUCACAAAAUAAGGUCUAUCUGAGUGGAAAUAGCUUGAUGUUGAACAUUUCUGACAAGGAAUUCGAUGAAUUAUCAGAGAAAUUUCAAAGCUCCUAUAAUAUUGAGCAUGAAACCAAUUUAAGUAAAAGGGGAAACACAAUAUUAGAUUUAUCUCAUUUAGCAGCGGAUCGAAUUACGACAAAAAAUUACCAGUGAGGCUAUAUUAGUAACUUUACAAGUGCAUUUAAAUAUUGCUAUAGUAGG